Messenger RNA from Synchiropus splendidus (mandarinfish), 1864 nucleotides. It is a transcript of the gene cdc20, whose product is annotated as cell division cycle 20 homolog. The transcript has 11 exons. Gene Ontology annotation, biological process: positive regulation of anaphase-promoting complex-dependent catabolic process; positive regulation of ubiquitin protein ligase activity; anaphase-promoting complex-dependent catabolic process. The record is from RefSeq and is a predicted model, not a curated record. Gene Ontology annotation, cellular component: anaphase-promoting complex. Bases 205 to 1698 code for a protein of 497 amino acids. Gene Ontology annotation, molecular function: protein binding; ubiquitin ligase activator activity; anaphase-promoting complex binding. NCBI's taxonomy places the organism in Eukaryota, Metazoa, Chordata, Actinopteri, Syngnathiformes, Callionymidae.
UAAGCGAGUAAGACAAUUCCACCAAUCAGAAAGGCUUAAUGCGUGCGUUACCACAGCGACAACGGUUGGGAUCAAAUGGACCAAUCAGGACAGAGCAUUCUCCCAUUUAAACCAUACGUAACACAUUCAAACACAAAGUCAAUGAGAACCGAGUUGGCUACAGGUCGGUCCGCUUGCUGACUGUGACUGGGAGAUCUUGCAAAGAUGUCUCAGUUUGGCUUUGAAAACGACAUGCGCAGCGUCCUGAAACUCGACGUCCCCAUCCAGAACGCUCCCAUGGCUAGAUGGCAGAGGAAGUCCAGCACCAACGGCCUGUCGCCUGGAAAACAGGGAAAUGCCACAUUGAGCUCCUCAAAGACGCCGAGCAAAACACCUGGCAAAACGAAGAAGCCGACUCCCUGUAAGAUCGGCGCUGAUCGCUUCAUCCCAGUUCGGAGCACUCAACAAAUGGAGGUGGCCAGCUUCCUGCUGACCAAGCAGAAGGACGCAGCUGAAGCUAAUGACGCCGGGGCCGCAGCAGAGAACCGAAAAGCCAUGUCGGUGUUGCUGAACGGCUACAACGUCGAAGAUGCCAAGAUCCUUCAUUUUGGCUCGAGGCCUCUCAAUGCGGCUGAAGGUUUUCAAAACAACUUGAAAGUCCUCUACCACCAGGCAACGACGCCAGCCUCUGUGAAAAAGACAAGAUACAUCUCUCCCACACCCGACAGAAUCUUGGAUGCUCCUGAUCUGCGCAACGAUUUCUAUUUGACCCUGCUGGACUGGAGCAGUCUGAACGUCCUGGCGGUGGCGCUCAACAACAGCGUGUACCUGUGGGAUGCCACUCGAGGCGACAUCACUCUCCUGAUGCAGAUGGAGGAGGAGUCCGACUACAUCUGCUCCGUGUCCUGGACUAAACAGGGCAACUAUCUGGCUGUUGGAACCAGUGACUCCAAAGUUCAACUGUGGGAUGUUGAGAAACAGAAGCGCCUGCGCUUGCUCGCUGGCCACACGGGCAGAGUUGGCAGUCUCAGCUGGAACGACCACAUCCUGUCCAGUGGCUCCAAAUCGGGACACAUUCACCACCAUGACGUCCGGGUGGCGAACCAUCACAUCCAGACUUUGGCAGGCCACGCACAGGAAGUCUGUGGCCUGAAGUGGUCGCCGGAUGGCCGCUAUCUGGCCAGCGGCAGCAACGACAACUUGGUGUGCGUUUGGCCGCGGGUCAACGAGGGCAGCGUGGCCAAUGCCGCCCAGCCCGUCCACUGCUGGAACGACCACCAAGGAGCGAUCAAGGCUCUGGCCUGGUGCCCAUGGCAGCCCAAUGUACUGGCAUCUGGUGGCGGCACAAGUGACCGACGCAUUCGCAUCUGGAACGUGAAUAGUGGCUCCUGCAUCACCUCAUUGGAGACGCAGUCGCAGAUCUCUUCCUUGGUUUUCGUGCCGAACUACAAAGAGCUGGUUUCAGCGCAUGGCUACACCUGCAACAGUGUGUCCAUCUGGAGGUACCCAUCUCUCACCAGAGUGGCUGAGCUCAGCGGACACGGAGACCGAGUUCUCAGCAUGACCAUGAGUCCAGACAGCUCGACCAUCGCAACGGUGGCUGCAGAUGAGACCAUCCGUCUGUGGAAGAGCUUCGAAAUGGACCCCGUGAAGAAGAAGGCCAGUGAGAGAUUGGCCAAGCCCACCACCAGCAGCGUGAUGCUCAAUGCACUCCGAUAACCUUUUAUCUCGCCAAUGGUUUCGACUCCUUUUCUUGCAUGCCGUUUAUUAGUCAAUAAAAUGUUUCAAUCACGUUCACUUCUGUCGCCAGGAGUAAUGGAUUUAUUUUUGAAAAUGUAUUUAUAUCUUGUAUUUGAAUGUACAGAGAAUUGGUACAUGUUUUAGA